UGACCACGUCCCCGAGCGAGUCCGGCGUCGUUUCCCUGGCAACGGCGUCGGCAGCCGAUGGCCGCCGAGGGAUUUGCCCGACGGGGCGGGGUCUGGGCCGCCUGUUCCCACCUCGAAAGGUUUGCAGCCCAGCUGACCCGAUGUUUCAUGGAACAAUAACAGAAGAGCUAACCAGUCAUGAAGAAUGGAGUCACUAUAAUGAAAACAUAAUAGAAGAUCAAAAAGAUUUUGUUUAUGUGAAGUUCAAUGGCCUUCAUUUAAAAUCUAUGGAGAAUUUGCAAUCCUGUAUCUCUCUUAGAGUAUGCAUCUUAUCAAACAAUUUUAUUACAGAUAUCCAUCCACUUCAGAGUUGUAUAAAAUUAGUCAAACUUGAUCUCCAUGGAAAUCAGAUAAAGAGUCUACCAGAUACCAAAUUUUGGAGUGGAUUGAAGAAACUAAAACUCCUCUAUCUUCAUGACAAUGGAUUUGUAAAGUUAAAGAAUAUAUGUAUGUUAUCUGCUUGUCCAAGUCUCAUUGCGCUCACCAUGUUCGAUUGUCCAGUGAGCCUUAAAAAAGGAUACAGACAUGUUCUUGUCAACAGUAUAUGGCCUCUUAAAGCACUGGAUUAUCAUGUGAUUUCUGAUGAAGAAAUAAUUCAGAACUGGCAUCUUCCCGAAAGAUUCAAAGCAUAUAAUCACCGGCUUUUCUUCAACUUCUGCCCUGCUUUGAAAAAGGGAUCAACCUAUGAUGAUGAAAUUAAUAAUAUCAAACAUAUUAUUUCAAAAAUUAAUGAAAUUCUGGCUCAUAAUUCACCAGUUUUGAUUGUUCAAAGAUGGAUACGUGGUUUCUUAGUUAGGAAAAACAUGAGCCCCUUGUUGUUGUGUAAAAAACCUCAGGAGAAAUUUAUUAGUGAAUGUGAAACAAAAUGGAUUUAUAUACAGAAAGGAUAUGAAGACAGGCUCUUUAAGGAUCUCUUUUUUCAGCCUGAAACUAAUAAAACAGGAAUGCUUACACAUUGGAAACAUAGUUUAUAUUCUCCUGUUGACUUAAAAAAUCCUAGAGAACAGAGAAAACAUGUUUCCUCUAUUAUCUAUGAAUUAAAAACACAAGAUAUUGGUAUAAAAUCAAAAAAGUCAAGACAUCUCAUUCAAAAAGACAUCCAGUUUUCCCAGCACCACUUGUUGAAGGACACUAUCCUUUCCUCACUGUGUAUUCUUGGCACCCUUGUCAAAGGUCAGAAGGAGUCUGAAGAUGAAACUGAGGGUGAAGAAUUGGAUGCCAGUUUUAGGAUAUCAGUGUUCAAACUACCCAUACUUACUUCCGAUUCACUGAAGUAUGCUGCAUUACUGAAAGGAAAAGAGCAUGAUUAUUUUCCUACCUGUGUCCAGCCGUUUUCUACUACUCAUCAAAAACCAGCAAUUAAAAAAAAAGACAUGCUGUUGAAAAGUAAUGUAAGAAAAGAGUUUUUUAUAGCACACAGAACUGGUAUAAAACUCCGAAAACUUUGUGAUAUUGACAAAUAUUACUCAGAACAAAAGAAGCUAGAAAGCCAUAAAAAAAAAUUAGCAGCUAUCACCAUGCCACGAGGUGUCCAAGAAAGAGUUAGCUCAAUUAUUCAAGAAAACCUAAAUAAGAAAAAAAAUGCGGCACAAAAACGAAUUGCAAAAGAUAAUGAGACAAUUCAGAAUGGUUUACAACAACGUUGGCAGGACAGACAUGAUUAUCUAGAAAAAGUCAGAGAGAGGAGAGCUCUGUUUCUAGCAGAAAAAAACCAAAAGGCUGAAGACCGUUUGUUAAUUCAAAACAUAAGUAAUGAGCGCACUCUUUUGUCCAAAGGAAUGAUUAAAAUGGACAGAUUGAGGAAGAACCAGGCUGUCUUACAACAGAAAAGUCUGAUUGUUCAACAAAGAGUAGAAACGGAAAAACAUCAAAAGAAUUUAUUGAAACAAAUGAAGGAAAUCAGGGCUCAAGAAACAUAUAAAAAACACUGUGAAGAAAAAUUUGUUACUGACAUGAUCGCCUUUCAAAAAGCUUGUGAACAAUUUCAAGAUGCUAAAACAAAAGUUGCAAUUAUGAAAAAGAAUUAGUCUUUCAAGUUCCCUGAAGAGUGACAAAAUGAACCAAUGCCACGUUACAUCCGUGGUCAUUUUGAAUUAUGGCUAAUACGCUUAGUUAAAGGACUUUGAAAUAAUACUAUGAAAGAAGAAAUACUCCAUGUAACUGGAUGGAUUUGUAUAUAAAGCUUCUGAAAUAUAGAGAAUAAUUAAAGUGUUUCUUUUGUUGUUCAUAACGUAAAUCAAGUUAACUUGGCACCCCCAAAGGUUCCUUAUAUAUCCAGAUGUCCAAAGAACAAUUAAAACUUAUUUCAUUUAUUGCAGGAAAUAAUGCAAAGGCAUUAUUUAUAUUGUUUAAUAUCCCAAGGAUGGCAAUCCUAAAGCAAUUUUCAGUUUCUCUGGCAAUCUUAGUGUAGUAAUAUCUGCCCCAGCUGCUGACUUUUAUUAAGACACUGUGUACUUUGAUUAGUUUCAUUGCCUACUUUCAUGUAUUUAAUUAUAUUUCUGUUUAUUUUGUUAAAACAAUUUCUGAAUUUCUUAUUUCAAAAUAAGAGUUUUAACAUUAUAUCAGUGAUUCAUAUUCUUAUAAGAAUUCAGAAAAUGUGAAAUAUAAAAGAGAAAUUAAAUAUUCCUUUUGACUU
Messenger RNA from Canis lupus familiaris (dog), 2674 nucleotides. RefSeq names its product leucine rich repeats and IQ motif containing 3 (gene LRRIQ3). The transcript has 9 exons. The record is from RefSeq and is a predicted model, not a curated record. Bases 141 to 2066 code for a protein of 641 amino acids. Gene Ontology annotation, molecular function: protein binding. Lineage: Eukaryota; Metazoa; Chordata; Mammalia; Carnivora; Canidae.